ACGUCACCGGGCCCCCACCUCCCACACCCAUAAGACCUUCCUCCGCUCCGCCUCUCCUCCUAAACCCUAACCCCUGGACUCGGGAGAGCUCGAACCUCAAACCCUGAUGGCGUCCAAUCCCAAGGGAUCCUCCUCCUCGUCCUCCUCCUCCGCCUUCGAUCAGUUCCUCCUGCAAAGCCUCAUGGGUCGCCUCCAGCUCCGCCCUCCGUACCUCGACACCAACUCCUUUCUCUCCCACAGCCUCGACGACUUCCUUCUCCGCGACCAGCUCCAUACAGACGACGACGAUGAUGAAGACGCCGAGGAGGAGGAGGAGGAUGGCCAGCUCAAUGCCUUCUUCGGCGAUGGCGCGAGGCACCGGCGGCUCCUCGCCAAGGAGGAGGCCCGAUUGGAGAAGGAAAUCAUCAAAAUUGUCCACUCCGGCGAUGCCAAGGAGAAGCUCAAGGCUAAUUCUGGCCAGUCGGUGGCCAUCGGGGACCACAACAUCUGCGUUGGCGCCCACGAGGAGCGGGGGUCCGAGUACCGGGUCUGGGAGUGGCAUGGCCAUAUCAUGCUGUUCGACGAGGAGAACGGGUACUCGGCGGAGUACAUCUACGGGAAUUACUUCGAGCGGCUGCCUGACAAGAAGGGAGGAAGGAAGGAUGAGGAUGAGGAGGAGGACGAGGAGGGGACGAAGGUCAAGGCUGGAGCAAACUUUGGACUGAGAGAUCUGAUCGGAGACUCGAAGGAUUUCAUUGGGAAUGGGGCAGGGAGGGUGCUCCACAGGAACUCUCUGAAUUCCGGGUCGUCGACGAGGUAAUGGGUGAUAUAUGUUAUGAAGAUGAUGGAAUUCGGAAAGAACAUACUGUCAUCCAUAGUUUUUAUAUUCGGAUGUUCUUCCGUAUCCAUGUCCUACUAAACUUGAUCCAUAUCUGGACUGUCUUCUAAUAACGAUAUAAUAUUAUGGAUUUGGAGGCUGGUCUCAUGGUCAUAGUGGUGAAUAUUUAUGAUUUGUGGUUGUGUGCUUA
Phoenix dactylifera (date palm) is the source of this 1007-nucleotide messenger RNA. RefSeq lists its product as uncharacterized. The record is from RefSeq and is a predicted model, not a curated record. Lineage: Eukaryota; Viridiplantae; Streptophyta; Magnoliopsida; Arecales; Arecaceae.